Molecule: messenger RNA, 8166 nt
Organism: Lytechinus pictus (painted urchin)
Lineage: Eukaryota; Metazoa; Echinodermata; Echinoidea; Temnopleuroida; Toxopneustidae
Product: A-kinase anchor protein 9-like
Exons: 9
Coding region: 1-8166 (2721 amino acids)
Source: RefSeq, a predicted model, not a curated record
AUGCAGGAAAGAAUCGGAGGAAGAGGAAAUAGGGGACUGGAGACAAAGGGGGAGGGGACACAGCGGGAGAUGAAGGCCGAGCAGAAGGUGGAUACAGAGGAGGAGAUGGUGGAGAAGUUGGAAGCGGAGAAGGAGGAGGAGCUGGCAGAAGAGCAGGUAGUGAUGACAGUAGAGGACUCAAAUGAGAAGGAAGAGAUGGAAACCGAGGAGGCGAAGGUGGAGAUAGAGAAGGACAUGAAGGAAGAGCUAAAGGAGGAACUGAAGGCUGCAGAUAUUAAUACAGAGGAAUUGCUGGAAACAGAGGCAGUGGUGGAGGAGCUAAUGGAAGAUGAGGAGGUGGAGACAGGAAAGACAGAGCUGACGGCUAAGGAAGCGGAGGAUGAGCUGGAGAUUACAGAGAUGAUUGCAGUGGAAGGGAUGGAAACAGAGCUGGUGGAGGAGCUAGAGCUAAUAGAAGGGGAGAAGGUGAAGACAGGGAAGGUAGAGCUGAUGGCUAUGGAUGAGAAGAAGGAGCUGAAGAUUACAGGGAUGACUGCAGUGGAAGGGCAGGGAACAGAGCCGAUGGAGGAGCUGGAGCUAAUGGAAGAUGAGGAGGUUGAGACAGGAAAGAUAGAGCUGAUGGCUAAGGAGGAGGAGCUGAAGAUUGCAGGGAUGACUGCAGUGGAAGGGCUGGAAACAGAGCUGGUGGAGGAGCUGGAGCUAAUGGAAGGGGAGGAGAUGGCUCAGACAGGAAAGGCAGAGCUUACAGCUAAGGAGGCGGAGGAGGAGCUGAAGAUUGCAGGGAUGACUGCAGUGGAAGGGCAGGUAACAGAGCAGAUGAAGGAGCUGGAGCUAAUGGAAGAUGAGGAGGUUGAGACAGGAAAGAUAGAGCUGAUGGCUAAGGAGGAGGAGCUGAAGAUUGCAGGGAUGACUGCAGUGGAAGGGCUGGAAACAGAGCUGGUGGAGGAGCUAGAGCUAAUGGAAGAUGGGGAGGCCGUGGAGACAGGAAAGGCAGAGCUGACGGCUAAGGAGGCGGAGGAGGAGCUGAAGAUUACAGAGAUGACUGCAGUGGAAGGGCAGAGAACAGAGCCGAUGGAGGAGCUGGAGCUAAUUCAAGAUGAAGAGGUUGAUACAGGAAAUAUAGAGCUGAUGGCUAAGGAGGAGCUGAAGAUUGCAGGGAUGACUGCAGUGGAAGGGCAGGGAACAGAGCCGGUGGAGGAGCUGGAGCUAAUGAAGGAUGAAGAGGUUGAGACAGGAAAGGUAGAGCUGAUGGCUAAGGAGGAGAAGGAGGAGCUGAAGAUUGCAGGGAUGACUGCAGUGGAAGGGCUAAUGGAAGAUGAUGAGGUGGAGACAGGGAAUGUAGAGCUGAUGGCUAUGGAGGAGGAGGAGCUGAAGAUGGCAGAGAUGACUGCAGUAAAAGGGCUGGGAACAGAGCUGGGGCUAAUGGAAGGGGAGGAGAUGGCUCAGACAGGAAAUGCAGAGCUGACAGCUAAGGAGGCGGAGGAGGAGCUGAAGAUUGCAGGGAUGACUGCAGUGGAAGGGCAUGGAACAGAGCCUGUGGAGGAGCUGGAGCUAAUGAAAGAUGAAGAGGUUGAGACAGGGAAGGUACAGCUGAUGGCUAAGGAUGAGAAGGAGGAGCUGAAGAUUGCAGGGAUUACUGCAGUGGAAGGGCUGGAAACAGAGCUUGUGGAGGAUCUGGAGCUAAUGGAAGGGGAGAAGGUGGAGACAGGGAAGGUAGAGCUAAUGGCUAUGGAGGAGGAGGAGCUGAAGAUGGCAGAGAUGACUGCAGUAGAAGGGCUGGGAGCAGAGCCGGUGGAGGAGCUGGAGCUAAUGGAAGGGGAGGAGAUGGCUCAGACAGGAAAGGCAGAGCUGACAGCUAAGGAGGCGGAGGAGGAGCUGAAGAUUGUAGGGAUGACUGCAGUGGAAGGGCAGGGAACAGAGCCGGUGAAGGAGCUGGAGCUAAUGAAAGACGAAGAGGUUGAGACAGGAAAUGCAGAGCUGACAGCUAAGGAGGAGAAGGAGGAGCUGAAGAUUGCAGGGAAGACUGCAGUGGAAGGGCAGGGAACAGAGCCGGUGGAGGAGCUGGAGCUAAUGGAAGAUGAGGAGGUUGAGACAGGAAAGAUAGAGCUGAUGGCUAAGGAGCUGAAGAUUUCAGGGAUGACUGCAGUGGAAGGGCUGGAAGCAGAGCUGGUGGAGGAUCUGGAGCUAAUGGAAGGGGAGAAGGUGGAGACAGGGAAGGUAGAGCUGAUGGCUAUGGAGGAGGAGGAGCUGAAGAUGGCAGAGAUGACUGCAGUAGAAGGGCUGGGAGCAGAGCCGGUGGAGGAGCUGGAGCUAAUGGAAGGGGAGGAGAUGGCUCAGACAGGAAAGGCAGAGCUGACAGCUAAGGAGGCGGAGGAGGAGCUGAAGAUUGUAGGGAUGACUGCAGUGGAAGGGCAGGGAACAGAGCCGGUGGAGGAGCUGGCGCUAAUGAAAGAUGAAGAGGUUGAGACAGGAAAGGUAGAGCUGAUGGCUAAGGAGGAGAAGGAGGAGCUGAAGAUUGCAGGGAUGACUGCAGUGGAAGGGCUGGAAACAGAGCUGGCAGAGCUGACGGCUAAGGAGGCGGAGGAGGAGCUGAAGAUUACAGAGAUGACUGCAGUGGAAGGGCAGGGAACAGAGCCGAUGGAGGAGCUGGAGCUUAUUCAAGAUGAAGAGGUUGAUAAAGGAAAUAUAGAGCUGACGGCUAAGGAGGAGCUGAAGAUUGCAGGGAUGACUGCAGUGGAAGGGCAGGGAACAGAGCCGGUGGAGGAGCUGGAGCUAAUGAAGGAUGAAGAGGUUGAGACAGGAAAGGUAGGGCUGAUGGCUAUGGAGGAGGAGGAGCUGAAGAUGGCAGAGAUGACUGCAGUAGAAGGGCUGGGAACAGAGCCGGUGGAGGAGCUUGAGCUAAUGGAAGGGGAGGAGAUGGCUCAGACAGGAAAGGCAGAGCUGACAGCUAAGGAGGCGGAGGAGGAGCUGAAGAUUGUAGGGAUGACUGCAGUGGAAGGGCAGGGAACAGAGCUGGUGGAGGAGCUGGCGCUAAUGAAAGAUGAAGAGGUUGAGACAGGAAAGGUAGAGCUGAUGGCUAAGGAGGAGAAGGAGGAGCUGAAGAUUGCAGGGAUGACUGCAGUGGAAGGGCUGGAAACAGAGCUGGUGGAGGAGCUAGAGCUAAUGGCAGAUGAGGAGGAUGAGGAGGAGGAGCUGAAUAUUGCAGGGAUGACUGCAGUGGAAGGGCUGGAAACAGAGCUGGUGGAGGAGCUGGAGCUAAUGGAAGGGGAGAAGGUGGAGACAGGGAAGGUAGGGCUGAUGGCUAUGGAGGAGGAGGAGCUGAAGAUGGCAGAGAUGACUGCAGUAGAAGGGCUGGGAACAGAGCCGGUGGAGGAGCUGGAGCUAAUGGAAGGGGAGGAGAUGGCUCGGACAGGAAAGGCAGAGCUGACAGCUAAGGAGACGGAGGAGGAGCUGAAGAUUGCAGGGAUGACUGCAGUGAAAGGGCAGGUAACAGAACCGAUGGAGGAGCUGGAGCUAAUGGAAGAUGAGGAGGUUGAGACAGGAAAGAUAGAGCUAAUGGCUAAGGAGGAGGAGGAGAUGAAGAUUGCAGAGAUGACUGCAGUAGAAGGGCUGGGAACAGAGCCGGUGGAGGAGCUGGGGCUAAUGGAAGGGGAGGAGAUGGCUCAGACAGGAAAGGCAGAGCUGACAGCUAAGGAGGAGGAGGAGGAGCUGAAGAUUGCAGGGAUGACUGCAGUGGAAGAGCUGGAAACAGAGCUGUUGGAGGAGCUAGAGCUAAUGGAAGAUGAGGAGGUGGAGACAGGGAAUGUAGAGCUGAUGGUUAUGGAGGAGGAGGAGCUGAAGAUGGCAGAGAUGACUGCAGUAGAAGGGCUGGGAACAGAGCCGGUUGAGGAGCUGGAGCUUAUGGAAGGGGAGGAGAUGGCUCAGACAGGAAAGGCAGAGCUGACAGCUAAGGAGGCGGAGGAGGAGCUGAAGAUUGCAGGGAUGACUGCAGUGGAAGGGCAGGGAACAGAGCCGGUGGAGGAGCUGGAGCUAAUGGAAGAUGAGGAGGUUGAGACAGGAAAGAUAGAGCUGAUGGCUAAGGAGGAGGAGGAGGAGCUGAAGAUUGCAGGGAUUACUGCAGUGGAAGGGCUGGAAACAGAGCUUGUGGAGGAUCUGGAGCUAAUGGAAGGGGAGAAGGUGGAGACAGGGAAGGUAGAGCUAAUGGCUAUGGAGGAGGAGGAGCUGAAGAUGGCAGAGAUGACUGCAGUAGAAGGGCUGGGAGCAGAGCCGGUGGAGGAGCUGGAGCUAAUGGAAGGGGAGGAGAUGGCUCAGACAGGAAAGGCAGAGCUGACAGCUAAGGAGGCGGAGGAGGAGCUGAAGAUUGUAGGGAUGACUGCAGUGGAAGGGCAGGGAACAGAGCCGGUGGAGGAGCUGGCGCUAAUGAAAGAUGAAGAGGUUGAGACAGGAAAGGUAGAGCUGAUGGCUAAGGAGGAGAAGGAGGAGCUGAAGAUUGCAGGGAUGACUGCAGGGGAAGGGCUGGAAACAGAGCUGGUGGAGGAGCUAGAGCUAAUGGAAGAUGAGGAGGCCGAGGAGGAGCUGAAGAUGGCAGAGAUGACUGCAGUAGAAGGGCUGGGAACAGAGCCGGUGGAGGAGCUUGAGCUAAUGGAAGGGGAGGAGAUGGCUCAGACAGGAAAGGCAGAGCUGACAGCUAAGGAGGCGGAGGAGGAGCUGAAGAUUGUAGGGAUGACUGCAGUGGAAGGGCAGGGAACAGAGCCGGUGAAGGAGCUGGAGCUAAUGAAAGACGAAGAGGUUGAGACAGGAAAUGCAGAGCUGACAGCUAAGGAGGAGAAGGAGGAGCUGAAGAUUGCAGGGAAGACUGCAGUGGAAGGGCAGGGAACAGAGCCGGUGGAGGAGCUGGAGCUAAUGGAAGAUGAGGAGGUUGAGACAGGAAAGAUAGAGCUGAUGGCUAAGGAGCUGAAGAUUUCAGGGAUGACUGCAGUGGAAGGGCUGGAAACAGAGCUGGUGGAGGAGCUGGAGCUAAUGGAAGGGGAGAAGGUGGAGACAGGGAAGGUAGGGCUGAUGGCUAUGGAGGAGGAGGAGCUGAAGAUGGCAGAGAUGAUUGCAGUAGAAGGGCUGGGAACAGAGCCGGUGGAGGAGCUGGAGCUAAUGGAAGGGGAGGAGAUGGCUCGGACAGGAAAGGCAGAGCUGACAGCUAAGGAGACGGAGGAGGAGCUGAAGAUUGCAGGGAUGACUGCAGUGAAAGGGCAGGUAACAGAACCGAUGGAGGAGCUGGAGCUAAUGGAAGAUGAGGAGGUUGAGACAGGAAAGAUAGAGCUAAUGGCUAAGGAGGAGGAGGAGCUGAAGAUUGCAGAGAUGACUGCAGUAGAAGGGCUGGGAACAGAGCCGGUGGAGGAGCUGGGGCUAAUGGAAGGGGAGGAGAUGGCUCAGACAGGAAAGGCAGAGCUGACAGCUAAGGAGGAGGAGGAGGAGCUGAAGAUUGCAGGGAUGACUGCAGUGGAAGGGCUGGAAACAGAGCUGUUGGAGGAGCUAGAGCUAAUGGAAGAUGAGGAGGUGGAGACAGGGAAUGUAGAGCUGAUGGUUAUGGAGGAGGAGGAGCUGAAGAUGGCAGAGAUGACUGCAGUAGAAGGGCUGGGAACAGAGCCGGUGGAGGAGCUGGAGCUUAUGGAAGGGGAGGAGAUGGCUCAGACAGGAAAGGCAGAGCUGACAGCUAAGGAGGCGGAGGAGGAGCUGAAGAUUGCAGGGAUGACUGCAGUGGAAGGGCAGGGAACAGAGCCGGUGGAGGAGCUGGAGCUAAUGGAAGAUGAGGAGGUUGAGACAGGAAAGAUAGAGCUGAUGGCUAAGGAGGAGGAGGAGGAGCUGAAGAUUGCAGGGAUGACUGCAGCGGAAGGGCAUGGAACAGAGCCUUUGGAGGAGCUGGAGCUAAUGGAAGAUGAGGAGGUUGAGACAGGAAAGAUAGAGCUGAUGGCUAAGGAGGAGGAGCUGAAUAUUCUGGUGGAGGAGCUGGAGCUAAUGGAAGGGGAGAAGGUGGAGACAGGGAAGGUAGAGCUGAUGGCUAUGGAGGAGGAGGAGCUGAAGAUGGCAGAGAUGACUGCAGUAGAAGGGCCGGGAACAGAGCCGGUGGAGGAGCUGGAGCUAAUGGAAGGGGAGGAGAUGGCUCAGACAGGAAAUGCAGAGCUGACAGCUAAGGAGGAGAAGGAGGAGCUGAAGAUUGCAGGGAUGACUGCAGUGGAAGGGCAGGGAACAGAGCCGGUGGAGGAGCUGGAGCUAAUGGAAGAUGAGGAGGUUGAGACAGGAAAGAUAGAGCUGAUGGCUAAGCAGGAGGAGGAGGAGGAUCUGAAGAUUGCAGGGAUGACUGCAGUGGAAGGGCAGGGAACAGAGCCGAUGGAGGAGCUGGAGCUAAUGGAAGAUGAGGAGGUUGAGACAGGAAAGAUAGAGCUGAUGGCUAAGGAGGAGGAGCUGAAGAUUCUGGUGGAGGAGCUGGAGCUAAUGGAAGAUGAGGAGGUUGAGACAGGAAAGAUAGAGCUGAUGGCUAAGGAGGAGGAGCUGAAGAUUGCAGGGAUGACUGCAGUGGAAGGGCAUGGAACAGAGCCUGUGGAGGAGCUGGAGCUAAUGAAAGAUGAAGAGGUUGAGACAGGGAAGGUAGAGCUGAUGGCUAAGGAUGAGAAGGAGGAGCUGAAGAUUGCAGGGAUUACUGCAGUGGAAGGGCAGGGAACAGAGCCGAUGGAGGAGCUGGAGCUAAUGGAAGAUGAGGAGGUUGAGACAGGAAAGAUAGAGCUGAUGGCUAAGGAGGAGGAGCUGAAGAUUCUGGUGGAGGAGCUGGAGCUAAUGGAAGGGGAGAAGGUGGAGACAGGGAAGGUAGAGUUGAUGGCUAUGGAGGAGGAGCAGCUGAAGAUGGCAGAGAUGACUGCAGUAGAAAGGCUGGGAACAGAGCCGGUGGAGGAGCUGGAGCUAAUGGAAGGGGAGGAGAUGGCUCAGACAGGAAAUGCAGAGCUGACAGCUAAGGAGGAGAAGGUGGAGCUGAAGAUUGCAGGGAUGACUGCAGUGGAAGGGCAGGGAACAGAGCCGGUGGAGGAGCUGGAGCUAAUGGAAGAUGAGGAGGUUGAGACAGGAAAGAUAGAGCUGAUGGCUAAGGAGGAGGAGGAGGAGCUGAAGAUUGCAGGGAUGACUGCAGUGGAAGGGCAUGGAACAGAGCCUGUGGAGGAUCUGGAGCUAAUGGAAGAUGACGAGGUUGAGACAGGAAAGAUAGAGCUGAUGGCUAAGGAGGAGGAGCUGAAGAUUGCAGAGAUGACUGCAGUGGAAGAGCUGGAAACACAGCUGGUGGAGGAUCUGGAGCUAAUGGAAGGGGAGAAGGUGGAGACAGGGAAGCCGGUGGAGGAGCUGGAGCUAAUGGAAGGGGAGGAGAUGGCUCAGACAGGAAAGGCAGAGCUGACAGCUAAGGAGGCGGAGGAGGAGCUGAAGAUUGUAGGGAUGACUGCAGUGGAAGUGCAGGGAACAGAGCCGGUGGAGGAGCUGGAGCUAAUGAAAGAUGAAGAGGUUGAGACAGGAAAGGUAGAGCUGAUGGCUAAGGAGGAGAAGGAGGAGCUGAAGAUUGCAGGGAUGACUGCAGUGGAAGGGCAGGGAACAGAGCCGGUGGAGGAGCUGGAGCUAAUGAAAGAUGAAGAGGUUGAGACAGGAAAGCUGGUGGAGGAGCUAGAGCUAAUGGAAGAUGAGGAGGUAGAGACAGGGAAUGUAGAGCUGAUGGCUAUGGAGGAGGAGGGGCUGAAGAUGGCAGAGAUGACUGCAGUGGAAGGGCUGGGAACAGAGCCGGUGGAGGAGCUGGAGCUAAUGGAAGGGGAGGAGAUGGCUCAGACAGGAAAGGUAGAGCUGAUAGCUAAAGAUGAGAUGGGGCUAAAGGUUGCAGAGAUGGCUUCAGUGGAAGGGCUGGGAACAGAACUGGUGGCGGAGAUGAGGGUGGAAGAGGAGCUGCAAGAAGAGGAGAAGGUGGACGCAGAUGAAGGCAAUGUGAAGACAGCUAAGCUUGAGGCAGAUGAGGAGAAAGUGGAGGCAGAAGAGGCACUUAAGGCAUGCAGUACAGGGGGCAAUGGUGGCAGAGGAGGAGGAGCAUCAGGUAUUUAUGGAGAAUGUGGAGGCAGAGGAGUCGACAACACAGGAGAUGAAGAAAGAUGA